AUGAAAACCGCUAAGUCCCCGAAGUCGCCAAAUAGCGAUGAUUCGCUCGACCAGAAAGAGGAUCCGUUAGAACGGCGGCGCCUUCAAAACCGUCUGUCCCAGAGAAAUCAUCGACGUAAAAUCAGGGAUCGCAUUGCCAAGCUACAGGAGCGUGUAAUUGCCAACGAGCUUAGGGCUGCCGCUGCUCUCAAUGGCUGGGGCCAUCCAUACGUACCUUCGCCUCUGCUUUCUUCACGCCAUAUACCCCCAAACUCUAGUUUCAACAUUGAUUCUCGACAUCCGUCCCCUUUGACCGCUGAGCCAUCCUCCCAAUUUACUCAGCCAUAUACACCAGCUCCGUGGUCUCGACAUAUGUCUUUUCCUGCAACCUCGGGACUCCAGGGAGAUCAGACAUGCUUCCCUGAUGGAGGGCUUUCUACUGAGUCAAUGUGCUCGGUACCUUCAGCGCCAAACUGGGUGGAAAACGCCGGUAUAGAGCCAUCUGAGCGCAGCAGCGAAGAGAAUUUUCAUGAUGUAUUCGACACGGGGAACUCUCUUCCAAGCGAGCAAGCUAACAAUCAAAACCAGCCUCUAUACUAUGUUGCUACUGAAACAGCAUUACCGCAGAUCCUCCAAGUGCUUAGCACCAUAUCACCACAAUCCAAGAUUAUCGUUCUUGUUCCUCCAGACUCAGCCUUCGCAGCCACAGCCGGAUAUCCUUCACCUGCGCCAACACUACUAGGAAAUGGGAUGGAACCACUAUCACCACUGCAGAUGAAUGCAUCACUGGGAUGUCAGUGCCAAAUGCAGAGUUCAACUGCAUCUUCCACAGCGCAGAUGUCAUCUGGGCCGUGGACGGUUCCGGGUACCUACACGCCGAGAUAUCCACCACACAAGAUGCAGAGUUCCCCCGGUGGAGGGCUUUCAGGGAUGAGGUUGUGA
Penicillium cinerascens is the source of this 921-nucleotide messenger RNA. RefSeq names its product transcription factor xanC (gene xanC). Gene Ontology annotation, biological process: regulation of DNA-templated transcription. Lineage: Eukaryota; Fungi; Ascomycota; Eurotiomycetes; Eurotiales; Aspergillaceae. The coding region runs from base 1 to 921 and encodes 306 amino acids. Gene Ontology annotation, molecular function: DNA-binding transcription factor activity. The transcript has 3 exons. The record is from RefSeq and is a predicted model, not a curated record.